Bombus pascuorum is the source of this 1006-nucleotide messenger RNA. RefSeq names its product ATP synthase subunit b, mitochondrial (gene ATPsynB). The transcript is spliced from 4 exons. The coding region runs from base 122 to 844 and encodes 240 amino acids. Gene Ontology annotation, biological process: proton motive force-driven ATP synthesis. NCBI's taxonomy places the organism in Eukaryota, Metazoa, Arthropoda, Insecta, Hymenoptera, Apidae. Gene Ontology annotation, molecular function: proton transmembrane transporter activity. The record is from RefSeq and is a predicted model, not a curated record.
UGUUACUAUAUUAGAUGACAGAUUGCUCUAUCUAUUAAAUGCUUCAGAAACUACUGUGCAGCUAACUUCGUGGAUUCGUAUAAGCUGUCCUGGAUUCUUCCGUGACAAUUAGGGAGACAGAAUGUUAUCAAGAUUAUAUUUCCGCACUAUUUCUUCACAACUGAAAGCUGUAGCUUCUUGUGGGAUUCAAACAACUGCAGUUACCUCAUCUAAUGUACCACGUCCAAAGCGUCCCAUCGAAGCACCUCCGGUUAGGUUUGGAUUCAUCCCAGAUGAAUGGUUUCAUUUCUUCUACCCUAAAACUGGUGCAACAGGUCCAUAUGUAUUUUUAACAACUUUUUCAACAUACUUAUUAUCCAAGGAGUGGUAUAUCCUAGAACACGAAUAUUAUGGCGGAAUUUGUUUGCUUUCUAUUAUUCUAUAUGCUUCAUAUAAAGUUGGACCCAAACUUGCAGCAUUCCUAGAUAAAAAGAUUGAUGAAGUUGAAGAUGAUCUUAAUUCUUCUAAAAAUACAUCUAUAGAAAAUCAUAAAGCUGCAAUUGAUAAUUUGGAAAAGGAAAAGUGGCGUACAGAAGGACAAUUGAUGAUCUAUGAUAUAAAAAAGCAAAAUAUUAUGAUGCAGUUAGAAGCUAAUUAUAGGGAAAAUCUGGCAACUGUUUAUACAGAGGUUAAAAAAGUCUUGGAUUAUCACGCCCAAAUAGAUAAUAUAGAUCGUAGAAUUGCUCAAAAACACAUGGUACAAUGGAUUACAAAUAGUGUAUUAAAAUCUAUUACACCCGAACAGGAGAAAGCUAAUCUUCUGCAGUGUAUCAAGGAUCUUGAAAGUCUAUCUGCAAAGGCUUAAAAUUUUAUUUUGAAUCAGAGAAAAUAAAAGUACUAUUAGUAAUGUGGACUAGUUCAUUGUAAAAAAGUUAUGAAAAUAUCCAAAAGCUGUUGAAAUAAUCAUAUAAAUAAAAUAAACAUAAUCUUUUAAGUUGAAUAAAUGUCAUUGAGAAAUAAUACUAAA